GUUUGUUUGAACAACUGCCUUUGCCCUCAUCACUUUCAGUUUUAUAUCAUUUUAUUUGUUCCCUCUAGCUAUUGCUCGAUUCAGCAUGUCGGCAGAUCAGCUAUCGCAAGGGCUUUCCCUCGUUAACUCUAUGUCAAUGACAUUCGAUCCUUACCCACUCAUCUUACAGGCUAUUUUUGAUCAGCAAAAGAAGCUCAUUCACCCCGAUCUCCCAAGAUUUGCCAUCAUAUUGGGCGUCGUCCAUAUUAUUCUGCUAGUCGUCGCCGCAGUAACUCUUAUCUUGAAGGUCCUCAGACGUCAAAAUGGGGAACGCCAGAAAAUAUGGCUCUGGCGAAAACAUCACGUGGCCGACCAGCCGAUUCCAUACUUAGUGCCCAAUGGGAAUUUUGUCAUUGAGCCCUUGCAAAUCUGUGGUUGUGUUUGUUAUCUGCUGUUUGUUUUCGGCGUUUACUGGACUGUCAAGUACCCUCAAAGCACUCCAGAUGUUGUUCACGCUGGUGUCGUGUUUUGGCAUGCAGUAGCUCUGGUACCAGGAUCCACUGCGUUCUGGUUAAGCGGUUGGGGCGCAUUUUACGUGGUCUAUCUGGCACCCGGACAAGCAAACAGCGGGCGUUCUCCUCACAAGAAAAAUAUCAUCCAGCAUCCCCUAGUUAUGAACACGAUCUGUAUAUCAAUCCCGGUCUUGAUCGCAGGAUAUUUUCUAUUUGUUGGUAUCGCUAUGUUUAUCGAGAUCAAACAAGUGAUCAAUACCUAUGAACUCGUGACAUUAAGGCUCAAUCAACUUUCCGUCGGAUGGAAGCCUAAUGAUCCAACGUCUCUUGAAAACAACAGAAUUCUCUUCGACAUCUUUAUCACACUUUCUGAAAAAACAAAUCGACUCAUUAGCAUGGCUCAGGCGGAGGCCUUGGGUUGGGCCACCGUGUCGAUAACCAUGAUUGCGGUACUUUCAGACCAACAAGAAAUCAUCGGUUUGCUCUAG
Messenger RNA from Puccinia graminis f. sp. tritici CRL 75-36-700-3, 979 nucleotides. RefSeq lists its product as uncharacterized. The transcript has 3 exons. The record is from RefSeq and is a predicted model, not a curated record. Bases 86 to 979 code for a protein of 297 amino acids. NCBI's taxonomy places the organism in Eukaryota, Fungi, Basidiomycota, Pucciniomycetes, Pucciniales, Pucciniaceae.